GUGAGCCCCAGGCCGGGGAGGGCUGAAACGGGCGGCCCUGCGUGGGACGCGGGUCCCCGGCGCGCCCAGUCCCCAAGCGGGAGGGGAGGGCCCCCCCCCCCCCCCGGCGGUGCGCGGGGCGGGGUCGCGCAGGCCCCGCCCCGGCUGCACGCCUGUCCGCGCCGCCCAUUGGUCCCGAGAGCGGUGACUCGCGGGCUGAGCAGGAAGGAAACCGCUCCCGAACGCGGCGGCCUCGUCUCUAGGCCGUGCAGCUGCUGCCACCGCCGUCUGUCUGCCUGUCCUCCUGUCGGUCCACCCGCAGCAUGAGUGGCCUGCGCGUCUACAGCACGUCGGUCACCGGCUCCCGCGAAAUCAAGUCCCAGCAGAGUGAGGUGACCCGCAUCCUGGAUGGGAAGCGCAUCCAGUACCAACUAGUGGACAUCUCCCAAGACAACGCCCUGCGGGACGAGAUGCGAGCCUUGGCCGGCAACCCUAAGGCCACCCCACCCCAGAUUGUCAACGGGGACCAGUAUUGUGGGGACUAUGAGCUCUUCGUGGAGGCUGUGGAACAAAACACACUGCAGGAGUUCCUGAAACUGGCCUGAGCCAAGUCACCCCCCUGGACUUCGUCAUCACAUUCCCCGCCCCCAGCGAUCACCCUGCCAUGAAGGACCUUGUGACCAACUCCCUGUUAUUCCUAACCUUCUGAACGGGGAGCCCCUCCCCUCAACCCAAGACCCCUUCUCCUCCCCUAACUGUAAGCCCCCUCUUCUCCAUUCAGCAGCAACAUUCCUCACCCACCGGUCUCAGAAAUUGUCUUAAGCAACAGCCCAAGUGCUGGUUGUCCUCAGCUCGGUCCUGAGGCUGCCACCCUGCCUGGCACUGGCUGAUGGGCACCUUUGUUGAUUCCAUUAGCCAAGGCUCUGCCAAAGGCCCCGCAAUCCCUGUCCGGGAGCACCACAGAAACAAUUAAAUGUUCCAUUCCAUUGGCA
This is a messenger RNA of Capra hircus (goat), 971 nucleotides long. It is a transcript of the gene SH3BGRL3, whose product is annotated as SH3 domain binding glutamate rich protein like 3. NCBI's taxonomy places the organism in Eukaryota, Metazoa, Chordata, Mammalia, Artiodactyla, Bovidae. The transcript is spliced from 3 exons. The record is from RefSeq and is a predicted model, not a curated record. Gene Ontology annotation, cellular component: cytoplasm. The coding region runs from base 303 to 584 and encodes 93 amino acids.